Molecule: messenger RNA, 1697 nt
Organism: Drosophila suzukii
Lineage: Eukaryota; Metazoa; Arthropoda; Insecta; Diptera; Drosophilidae
Product: Cytochrome P450 4ac2
Molecular function (GO): heme binding; monooxygenase activity; iron ion binding
Source: RefSeq, a predicted model, not a curated record
UCUGAAAGGUAUAUGAGAUCUCUGGACGGAAUACAUUACUCGGAAUUGCACAGAAAUGAUUUUAGAAGUCUUGAUUUCUGUGCCCGUGCUUAUUUUUAUUUUUUGCAAAUUGUGGACACACUUGAACCACACUUACUUUAUCUUAAGUCUCUGUAAGCGACUUCGCACAGAGGAUGGAAGCCCGCUGGAAAAAAAGAUUUACGUAACGCCGACCAAAUUCGGAAACAACUUCGACCUAUUGAACUUUACAUCUGAAAGCAUCUUUAACUACAUGAGGGAUGCUUCUGCUCAAGCGAAUGGUCGAAAUUAUCUGUGGUAUUUCUUCCGAGCACCCAUGUACAAUGUGGUCAGGGCCGAAGAAGCCGAGGAAAUAUUCCAAAGUCCGAAGCUUAUCACUAAAAAUAUGAUCUACAGUCUUUUGGAACCAUUUUUGGGUGAAGGACUGCUGACCAGCACAGACCAGAAAUGGCAUUCUAGAAGAAAAGCCCUGACACCCGCCUUCCAUUUCAAUGUUUUGCAGUCGUUCCUAAACAUUUUCAAGGAAGAGUGCAAUAAACUGGUAAAAGUCCUCUAUCAAAGUGUGGAUAAGGAAUUGGAGCUCAAUCAGGUCAUUCCUCAGUUUACUUUAAACAAUGUUUGUGAAACCGCACUGGGCGUAAAGCUAGACGAUAUGACGGAGGGUUUCAGAUAUCGCAAGUCGAUUCACGCCAUAGAAGAGGUCAUGCAACAGCGACUAUGCAAUCCCUUUUUCUAUAACGUAGUGUAUUUCUAUCUAUAUGGAGACUACCGAAAACAGGUAGAUAACUUGAAAAUAGCCCACGCCUUCUCCAGUAAUCUCAUAGAGAAAAGGAGGAAACUUUUUAAAAGUAAACAACUUGAGAAAGUGGAUGAAUUUGGCAAGAAGCAGCGGUAUGCCAUGUUGGAUACCCUUUUAGCAGCCGAAGCAGAAGGUCAGAUAGAUCAUCAGGGAAUCUGUGAUGAGGUCAAUACUUUUAUGUUCGAGGGAUACGAUACUACAUCAACCUGUCUUAUUUUUACCCUGCUCAUGUUGGCCCUUCACGAGGAUGUGCAACAGCGAUGUUAUGAGGAGGUGGAAAACCUUCCCGAGGACAGCGAUGAUAUCAGCGUGUUCCAGUACAACGAACUGUUCUAUUUGGAAUGUGUGAUCAAGGAAUCGCUGAGGAUGUUUCCCUCGGUGCCCUUUAUUGGUCGUAAAUGCGUGGAGGAGAGUGUGGUAAAUGGUCUAAUACUGCCCAAGGAUACCCAAAUCAACAUUCACAUCUAUGAAAUCAUGAGGGAUCCCCGGCACUUUCCAGAUCCACUCAGAUAUCAACCAGAUCGAUUCCUUCCUGAAAACACUGUGAAUCGUCAUCCCUUCGCUUUUGUACCCUUUAGUGCAGGACAAAGGAAUUGUAUAGGACAAAAGUUUGCCAUCCUGGAGAUCAAAGUUCUACUCGCAGCGGUUAUCAGGAAUUUCAGGAUACUACCCAUCACUUAUCUAGCUGACCUUACGUUUGAGAAUGGAAUUGUGUUGCGUACUCAGCAAAAUGUAAAGGUUAAAUUAAUGCGUAGGGUCAAACAAAACAUAACUGUAUAAAUUUACUAAUCACCCAAACUUUCAAACUUUAUUGCAUUCUAUUAAAAUCCUAAACACAAUUACUAGAAAUAAAGAACCAUAAAAUAUUCCGAUAACAAAA